GGUGAGCAGAGCUGGUGCUCUGGUGAGCGUGCUGCACACCGAGGCUGAGCUCUGGGCCUUCCGUGGAACAGAUCACCCUGUGAGAGCCCGUCAGAAGCACCGCGUGUGCACUCGUCGGUACUCUCUGCAGGGUUCCUGUCCCAAGGGAGAUUUUGGGAUCGAGGCAGUCGGAGGAAGAGGGAAGCCAGCUCUUUCCAAGGGCCGGGGAAGUUCCUGUGCACAGAGGCCUGGGAUCUUCAGCUUCCUCUGAGCCUUCAGCGGCCAUGUCUCAGCACGGAGACGACCGCGGUUCCAAUUGCUGCCGUCUGAGUGGCAAGAAGCGGCGCGGCGCGGUUCCCCGCGGUUGGGAGCAGCAGCCAGCAGGCUGCCAGAGAUCCGACCGCGCCUUCCAGCGCACAGAGGGACGCAACAGGGACGGACGGUCCUUCAUGCCAUACAGAAGUGAGUUUCUUCAGCCCUCUGUCGUGAAGUGUGGAGGAAUGAAUUUUGAGUAUUCCUUCUGGGCGGGUGCAGCGCUGCAGGGGAUGUCAAGUGAGCAUCGAUUUGGAGUGCAGGAAGGAGCAGUGAGAAGUGAACUCUCAAUCAGUUUGUGUUUGGGCUGUCCAAGUAGCAUCUUUCUGUUUUCUGGGGGGACGUGGGCAUACUGGGCAGUGCUUCUGCUGCCUGCUGGUGUCUGUGAAGUCAUCACACCAUCUGUUGUUGUAGGGACGGAGCCUGCGCGUCCACGGAGUGGUGCUGGGCAAGGCUGGAAACGCAAAGCCUCCGCAGAAGCUGAUGCGAGCGGCCUUCCAGCAAAGCGCAGCCUUGCAGAAAGGCAAGGCAGAAGCGCCCAGUGUGGCACAGCACCAAAGAGAGAGAUUGGUGCUGAGCCAAAUGACAAAAUCUAUGUCAAAGUGGUCCAGCAGGUCCAUACUGAGAGAGCAUGUCAAAGAGCAGCAGCUCAGGCUCCACACCAGGCUGGAGGUCCUCUUAGAAGAGCAGGUCCCAGCACAGGGGGAAGACCUUCCCCUGCCGUGUGCCCCCGCUCUGUCUCCAACACCCUGGCUGGAUAUAAACGCAAGGCCUUGGAGGAAGGGAAACCAACAGCAGCUCAGCUGCCUUCCAAUAAGAGAGUGAAGGGGCCGAGUGGAGACGGCGUGCCGGCUCCAGCAGCACACCCUGGGCCUGCUGCUGCUCGGAGCUCCAAGCAAAGAGGUGAGAAGGUGCUGUGGUACCCGCCGUGCUGAGGCAUUUCCCUGUGCGAGCACACUGAGUUUGCUUAGGGUUGGCUUUGCUUUUUCCUACUCCAUGGAGGGGAAAAGAGUGGAAGGCAACAAAGUCCAAAGGCAGUGAGGUGCCAGAAUGUGUAACCCUGU
Messenger RNA from Gallus gallus (chicken), 1355 nucleotides. RefSeq names its product zinc finger CCCH domain-containing protein 11A-like. The coding region runs from base 264 to 1226 and encodes 320 amino acids. The record is from RefSeq and is a predicted model, not a curated record. Lineage: Eukaryota; Metazoa; Chordata; Aves; Galliformes; Phasianidae. The transcript is spliced from 4 exons.